AUGAAGUACAAUGCUGCCGUCCUCGCCCUCGCUGGCUUCUCCUCCGCCGCUGUCACAAAGACUCUUCCCAAGUCUGCCGGCGCGACCUCAUUCCCUACUGCUGUUCCCGUCAAGGGCAGCUACGAUGGUGGCAUGAAGCGAUUCGAGCGCAGCCCUGCUGUUUGCCAGGGCCAGACCGAGACUGGUGAGAAGGACGCCAUGUUCAUUCUUGAGAACGGCGCCACUCUCUCCAACGUCAUCAUCGGUGCAUCUCAGGCCGAGGGUGUUCACUGCAAGGGAACAUGUACUCUGAACAACGUCUGGUGGGCUGAUGUCUGCGAAGACGCGAUCACGCUCAAGCAAACCAGCGGCACCUCUUACAUCAAUGGUGGAGGAGCUUUCCACGCCAGCGACAAGGUGGUGCAGUUCAACGGCCGCGGAACGGUUCAGAUCAAGGACUUCUACGCCGAGGACUACGGCAAGCUUGUGCGCAGCUGCGGAAACUGCAAGGACAACGGGGGUCCCCGCAACGUGAUCAUCCAGGACUCUGUCGCCGUCGACGGAGGAGUUCUUUGCGGCAUCAACACCAACUACGGCGACACCUGCAAGAUCACCAACUCGUGCCAGAACAAGGGCAAGUACUGCGAUCGCUACGAGGGUAACUCCAGUGGCGCGGAGCCUAGCAAGAUUGGAUCUGGGCCUGAUGGCAAGUACUGCAUUGCUACGGGAACUACCACUAGCUGUUAG
Messenger RNA from Fusarium sp. VM40, 726 nucleotides. Lineage: Eukaryota; Fungi; Ascomycota; Sordariomycetes; Hypocreales; Nectriaceae. The record is from the annotation of a GenBank genome assembly.